AUGUCUUUCAUAAAUAUUUGUCGUGAUAAUACUGAUCCAUUUUAUCGUUAUAAAAUGCCACCAAUUCAAUCAAAAACAGAAGGUAGAGGUAAUGGUAUCAAGACAGCAAUAGUAAAUUUAUCAGAAGUUGCUAGAGCAUUAAAUCGUCCACCUUCUUAUUUAGUUAAAUUUUUUGGUUAUGAAUUAGGUGCUCAAACUCAAAUUGAUAGAUUUUUAGUUAAUGGUGCUCAUGAUACAAAUGAAUUACAAGAUUCUUUAGAUGGAUUUAUAAAUAAAUUUGUAUUAUGUGGAAGUUGUAAAAAUCCAGAAACUGAUAUAAUUUUAAAGGGGAAAGAUACUUUAGAAAGAGAUUGUAAAGCUUGUGGUAAAGUUACUAUUAUAGAUCCAAAACAUAAAUUAUACAGUUAUAUUGUUAAAAAUCCUCCAGAUAAUAAAAAAGGUAAAAAAUCUGCAACUGCUACUGCAAAUGUUGUUGGUGGUGGUAAAUCAAUUAGUGAUAUUGCAGCAGGACAAGGUGACAUACUUAAUGGUGGAGGAGUUGAUGAAAAUUUAGAUGUUGAAAACUUUGAUGAAGAUGAUGAUUUAUUAGCUAAAAAAAUUCAACAAGAAGCUGCUCAAUUACAAGAAUUAAAAAUAAAAGAUGAUGAAUGGGCAGUUGAUAUGUCACAAGAAGCUAUUGCUGCAAGAGCAAGAGAAUUAGAAGGUUUAAAUGGUAGUGGUAUAAAUGGUUCUUCUUCAUCAUUAAAUAAAUUUGAUGAAUUUGGUGAAUGGUUAAUUAAAGAAUCUGGCAAUAAUGUAGCUGAUUUACCAAAUGAUGUUGAAAUUUAUAAAAAAAUUGUUGAAUUAGAUUUAAUUGAAAGUUCUGAAAUUUUACAAGUAUUGGGACAAACAUUAUUUGAUGAAAAUAUUUUAGAACAAAUUGAACCUCAUGUUGGUUUAUUAACAAAAUUAAUUAAUAACGACCCACAAAAUGAAAAAUCUUUAUUAGGUGGAUUAGAAAGAUUAAUUGGUUUACAAUAUCCUUCUUUAACUUCCCAAUUACCAAAAAUAUUACAUAGUUUUUAUGAUAAAGAUUUAAUAAGUGAAGAAAUUAUUAUAAAUUGGGGUUCAAAAGUAAGUAAAAAAUAUGUUUCAAAAGAUAUUUCUAAAAAAGUUAGAAAAUCUGCUAAACCUUUUAUUCAAUGGUUACAAGAAGCAGAAGAAGAAAGUGAUGAUGAUGAUGAAUAG
This is a messenger RNA of Lodderomyces pseudojiufengensis, 1227 nucleotides long. It is a transcript of the gene TIF5, whose product is annotated as translation initiation factor eIF5. The record is from RefSeq and is a predicted model, not a curated record. The transcript has a single exon. Gene Ontology annotation, molecular function: GDP-dissociation inhibitor activity; eukaryotic initiation factor eIF2 binding; translation initiation factor activity. Lineage: Eukaryota; Fungi; Ascomycota; Pichiomycetes; Serinales; Debaryomycetaceae. Gene Ontology annotation, cellular component: cytosol. Bases 1 to 1227 code for a protein of 408 amino acids. Gene Ontology annotation, biological process: formation of cytoplasmic translation initiation complex; translational initiation; formation of translation preinitiation complex.